Molecule: messenger RNA, 366 nt
Organism: Insectozyma verbasci
Lineage: Eukaryota; Fungi; Ascomycota; Pichiomycetes; Serinales; Debaryomycetaceae
Source: the annotation of a GenBank genome assembly
AUGAAAGAAGAACAAACUGUUAAGCAAGAGACUAAGCAACAGACCAAUAGAGAUUUAACAUCUGAUUAUGUAGAGAAAGAUAAAAACAAAAUUGAUUUCACAAAAGGUGACCCAAAGGAUUUUAAAUUUUAUCCUGAUAAUCCAAAAAGUCAUAUUCAUAAAUAUAAAUGGACGAUGAAAGAACCUUCAAAAUUUUACGAUCCUUGUGAAGAAAGUAGACAAGCUUCAAUGGAUUGUUUAUAUAGAAAUCAAGAUGAUAAAUAUGCUUGUCAAGAUUUCUUUGAUGCUUAUAGAGAAUGUAGAAAAGAUUUCUUUAAUAAAAAAAAGAAAGAUAAAAGAGAAGGUCAAAAAGGUUGGGGUUGGUAG